AUGGCAAUGGCAGCAUCAUCGCUCGUCAUCCCGCUCAGCUUCGUCUUCCUCACCAUUGCGGCAGCUGCCGCGCCGGCCUCGGAGACAGGGCACUUCCUGGGCAUCAGCUACGGCACGCUGGGUGACGACCUCCCGCCCCCGCACCGGGCGCUCGAGCUCGCCCGCUGGGCCGGCGCCGCCGCGGUCAGGUUCUACGACUCCAACGCCACCCUCCUGGCCGCGGCAGCGUCAUCCGGCCUCGGCUUCGUCCCGGGUGUCCCCAACGAGCUACUCAUCUCCCUCGCCGCCUCCCAGCGCGCCGCCGACGCGUGGGUCGCCUCCACGCUGCUCCCAUUCCGCCGAAACCGCCGCUUCCGCUACCUCUUCGUCGGCAACGAGGUGCUCUCAGACCCCACCACCAAGGACCGCUGGUCCCGGCUCGUCCCCGCCAUGGCCAACCUCCGCCGCGCGCUACGGCGCUACGGAAUGCGCCGCGUCAAGGUCAGCACCACGCUCGGUAUGGACGCUCUCGUCGGCCAGAACGUGUUCCCGCCCUCCGCCGGGGUGUUCCGCCCGGACAUCGUCGACGUCGCCGUGCGCCCGCUCCUCGCCUUCCUCGAGCGCACCGACUCGUACCUCUUCGUCGACGCGUACACCUACUUCACCUGGUCGGCGAACCACACCAUCGUGCCACUCACCUACGCUCUGCUCGAGCCAUCGCCGGCGCCGGGGUACCAGUACCAUGACCCCGCCACGGGGCUGUCGUACACCAACCUCCUCGACCACAUGCUUGACACCGUGGUCGCCGCCAUGUGCCGCGCGGGCCACUGCGGCGUCAGGCUGGCGCUGGCCGAGACCGGCUGGCCCAACGCCGGCGACCUCGACCAGUUCGGCGCCAACGUGCGGAACGCGGCCACGUACAACCGCAACGUGGCGAGGCACCUGGCGUCCGGCGCCGGGACGCCGCGGCGGCCGGGGAUGCGCAUGCCUUCGUUCGUGUUCGCGCUAUUCAACGAGGACCUCAAGGGCGGGCCCGGAACAGAGCGGCACUGGGGUCUCUUCUACCCAAACGGCAGCGCGGUGUACGAGGCGGACCUGACGGGGCGCCGGCCUGCGGCGUCGUACCCUCCUCUGCCUCCGGCGACAAACGACCUGCCGUACCCAGGGAGGCUGUGGUGUGUGGUGAGGACGGACCGCCGCGGGGCAGUGGCGAACGAGACGGCGGUGAGGGAGCAGGUGGCGGCGGCGUGCGCGGACGAGGCCACGCUGUGCGAUCCCGUCCGGCCAGGCGGCGAGUGCCACCUGCCAAACACGGUGGCCGCGCACGCGAGCUACGUCUUCAGCGCGCACUGGAACAAGUUCAGCAAGCAGUACGGCGGGUGGUGCUACUUCACCGGCCUUGCCGUGGAGACGACAGUGGAUCCCAGCCAUGGAUCAUGUACUUUCCCCGGCAUUAUACCAGGCUAAAGAGGGCGGGUGUUUU
Lolium rigidum is the source of this 1462-nucleotide messenger RNA. Its product is annotated as probable glucan endo-1,3-beta-glucosidase A6. Gene Ontology annotation, molecular function: hydrolase activity, hydrolyzing O-glycosyl compounds. The record is from RefSeq and is a predicted model, not a curated record. Lineage: Eukaryota; Viridiplantae; Streptophyta; Magnoliopsida; Poales; Poaceae. The transcript has 2 exons. Gene Ontology annotation, biological process: carbohydrate metabolic process. The coding region runs from base 1 to 1446 and encodes 481 amino acids. Gene Ontology annotation, cellular component: plasma membrane.